Molecule: messenger RNA, 1331 nt
Organism: Anarrhichthys ocellatus (wolf-eel)
Lineage: Eukaryota; Metazoa; Chordata; Actinopteri; Perciformes; Anarhichadidae
Gene: aga
Product: aspartylglucosaminidase
Exons: 9
Coding region: 177-1238 (353 amino acids)
Biological process (GO): protein deglycosylation
Cellular component (GO): cytoplasm; lysosome
Molecular function (GO): N4-(beta-N-acetylglucosaminyl)-L-asparaginase activity
Source: RefSeq, a predicted model, not a curated record
CUCAACAUGUGACACAAGGAAGCAGAGACAGCACCUUUGUAGGACGUUUAAAUACAACGCUGCAUUAAACCAAAGUGUAGCGAACUCUCUCUGAAAACAUAUCAUAUGUAUUCAACCUGCUCUGUCUGACAGUAUGCCGGGAUAUUACAUACUAACGGUGGCGUGAGCAAAGAUCAAUGAAAAGGAAAUACCGUCAACAGUUCUCUGUUUGUCAGGGCAACAUGUUUGCAUCGCUCCUGAUUCCUACUUUAACGCUACUGUUUCCAGUUGGACUGUCCUCGCUACCUCUCGUUAUCAAUACGUGGCCAUUCAAGAAUGCGACGGCUGCAGCAUGGAGUACCCUGCAGUCUGGUGGCUCAGUGUUGGAUGCAGUGGAGAAGGGCUGUGCCCGCUGCGAGAUGGAACAGUGUCAUGGCAGCGUGGGCUAUGGUGGGAGCCCAGAUGAGUCCGGAGAGACCACGCUGGAUGCCAUGAUCAUGAACGGGGAUACAAUGGAGGUGGGUGCAGUUGCAGACCUGAGAAGAAUCAAGAACGCCAUUGGAGUAGCGAGAGCUGUGAUGGAGCACACGGACCACACGCUGCUGGUGGGAGAGUCAGCGUCUGUGUUUGCUGAAAACAUGGGCUUCAUCGCAGAAGACCUGACUACCAACAAAUCUGUGAAUAUUUUCUCCCAGUGGCUGAAGGGCAACUGCCAACCUAAUUAUCGAAAGAAUGUGUUUCCAGAUCCCUCCGAGUCCUGUGGACCCUACAAGCAAAGGGCGACAGUGAGACAGAACAAGAGGCCACAGCAUGCCAAUACGCGCUCCCAUGACACCAUAGGGAUGGUGGCUCUUGAUCGAAAUGGUCACAUGGCUGCUGGUACAUCGACCAACGGUCUCACUCACAAAGUUCCAGGUCGCGUCGGGGACUCUCCUAUCGUUGGAGCCGGGGCCUACGCAGAUAGCUCAGCUGGAGGUGCUGCUGCUACCGGAGAUGGAGACCUCAUGAUGCGCUUUCUGCCAAGUUACUUGGCCGUGGAGCUGAUGAGGGCCGGGGCAGAUCCCUCGGCAGCCUGCAAGACGGCAAUUUCCAGAAUCAAGAGGCAUUACUCAGACUUCUUUGGAGCCAUCAUCUGUGCUAACACAACAGGUCAUUAUGGUGCCGCCUGUAACAAAGUCCCGGGCUUGUCCCAGUUUCACUACAUGGUGUCAAACUCAGAGUCCAGCUCACCAAUCCUGAAAUCUGUGGACUGCUUUUAAAUGUUGUUCGACCGUGUGCAUCUCUUCUAUGUACUUGCAUGAAUUAACACUCUCCAUACAAAAAAAAAAUAAAAGUAAUUGUUUCUGCUUUUA